AUGGCCAACUUCCCAACUUGGACAUCCACAUCAACUGGCAGCGAUGUGGCAGCCACGUUCUCGUCCCGAAUCCAGGGCAAGACCGUCCUCAUCGUCGGUGUGUCACCCAACUCUCUCGGCGAAGCAACAGCGGCCGCAUAUGCAGCACAUUCUCCAGCAUUAUUGAUUCUGGCUUCUCGAUCGCUGUCAAAUGCGAAGGCCGUAGCAGAAAGCAUAUCCACCCACUGCAAAGUUGAAUGCGUCCCAGUCGACCUCUCAGACUAUGCUUCUGUGCGAGACGCGGCUUCCCAGAUCCGAUCUCUCACCUCACAUAUCGACAUAUUGAUCAACAACGCGGCUGUAGUCAAAGACGAACACACCCUAUCGCCCACAGCGCAGCAUGAACUUCAGUUGGCGACCACCUUCCUUGGGCCUUUCCUCCUCACCAACCUCAUUAUGCCUCUACUACUCAACUCCGCCCAGACAAACGCUUCAGAAUCAGGUAUACCCACUCGCAUAGUCAACGUCACCUCCGCAGGACACGUCCUCUCACCUGUCCGCUUUUCAGAUCCACACUUCCAUCGUCCGCUCUCCGACCUCCCCGAGUCUGAGCAGCCUGCAGCGCACCUGCCAGCAUCUCUGCUUCCAGGCGAAGGCAAGACGUAUGCACCAUUUCUUGCGUACGGACAGUCGAAGACGGCGAACAUACUCUUCAGCAUUGCCCUGAACAAGCGGCUUCUUGAGAAAGGAACAAGAAUAGCUAGUCUAGCUGUGCAUCCGGGCAGUGUACAGACAAACCUCUCGAGGAGUCUAGGCCCGGAGAGCCGGGCAAUGGUGGAAGGGACCACCAAGGCUACCGGCUGGAUGGAUAUGGGGCAAGGCAGUGUUGGAAUGCUCGUCGCUGGAUUGGAUCCAAGACUUGUAGAGGAAGUCGAGGCAGGGAAGCCAAAGUUGAGUGAUGGCGGUAAAGGGGUAUACCUGAACGGAUGGAGAGUUCAUACCGAAGGUCUUGCGAAGCAUGCGGCUGAUGAAGACGCCGCUGAGAGAUUAUGGGCAUUAGCAGGACGGGAGACCGGCGUGAAGUGCGACGGCCUUGGUAGCGUAGUGGACAUCAUUGACUCCCAAGGCCAAAAUGAGGAAGUGGUAGGGAAGGAAUCGGGUCUGGUGAGCACCGUGAAGGAGAUCAAGAUAUGA
Messenger RNA from Cyphellophora attinorum, 1173 nucleotides. Its product is annotated as Short-chain dehydrogenase TIC 32, chloroplastic. The coding region runs from base 1 to 1173 and encodes 390 amino acids. The record is from RefSeq and is a predicted model, not a curated record. NCBI's taxonomy places the organism in Eukaryota, Fungi, Ascomycota, Eurotiomycetes, Chaetothyriales, Cyphellophoraceae. The transcript has a single exon.